Molecule: messenger RNA, 642 nt
Organism: Lactuca virosa
Lineage: Eukaryota; Viridiplantae; Streptophyta; Magnoliopsida; Asterales; Asteraceae
Source: the annotation of a GenBank genome assembly
AUGUCAUUCCCAUGGCAGGGAAAUGCUAUUGACGAUUACUUUAUCAGUGUCACACUUGAACAUCAGAUUCCAAAGGGAUUUGAGGGUAGGUUCUUUACGAGGAACAUAUUUACAAUGCGUUUUCCACAUGUUACGGAGGAGGCAUAUGGAGUGUCUGUUCGACCAGAUAGCGACACGUUUACACUGCGUCUUCCAGAUGAUUGGUACAAUGACUUUUGUGGGUUCUUAAUAUGCAUUGUUACUAAUUUCGGACGUCCGCAUAUUGAUAUAAUCAUCAAGCAAAAAGGCGUAGAUGAAGAAGAUUCUGGAUUUGAGGUUUGGCAGGAGUCUAACACAGCACCGGAACCUGAAUAUAAUGGAGAACCAAAGACACACGUGGGAUAUGUUUCCUUUAGUUUAUUGCGGCACACAACACCGUUGAAUUCAUCAUACAAUAUUAUUUCAUUUUACAUACACGAUACGUAUUGGACUUCAUUUGCAGCCGAGCUCGUUCCUAGGAGAAAUAAAGAUGAUCUGGUGCAAACACCGAAAGUCGCAACAGAUUCUUCAGAAUUUUGGGAUGAGGAACGCGAUUUUAUAGAACCAUCAUUUAAGAUUAAACAUGAUUCAAAGUCUUGUAUCAAAAUUUUAUGGAGAGCUUAG